UUCACUUGUAUUCGACUCUUUCCGACGGCUGCAACAUCUUCCGAAUUUCCUCCAUUUCCGUCGAGGGCAGAGAGGUUUUAAUGGGUGUCAUUGGUUUUCAGAAUCCUGCUGAUUUUUGCCUGAUUAUGUCCAAAACGGGUCUUCGUCAAGUGGGGUUGACGCAAAGACCCAGUUUUUCAUUUGAAGGGAAUCAGAGGAAGCUUGUGGCCAUGGCAUCUACUAUUCCUGUAGAACAGGUCAAUAAGGGUUCCUUGCAGUUGAAAGGUGACUCCUUCAUCAGGGAGCAUUUGAAGAAGUUAGCUCCUUAUCAACCCAUUUUGCCUUUUGAGGUUUUAUCUUCUCGCCUAGGACGCAAGCCGGAGGAUAUUGUCAAGUUAGAUGCUAAUGAAAAUCCUUAUGGUCCUCCUCCAGAGGUAUUAGAUGCCCUGGGAUCAAUACAAUUCCCAUAUGUCUAUCCUGAUCCACAGAGCCGCAGGUUGCGUGCAGCCCUUGCCCAAGAUUCAGGCCUUGAAUCUGAAUAUAUUCUUGCAGGAUGUGGUGCAGAUGAGCUUAUUGAUUUGAUCAUGCGUUGUGUGCUUGAUCCAGGAGACAAGAUUGUGGAUUGCCCUCCAACCUUUACAAUGUAUGAAUUUGAUGCUGCAGUCAACGGAGCACUUGUCAUCAAAGUUCCAAGGAGGGCAGAUUUUAGCUUGAAUGUGGAACGCAUCACAGAUGUUGUUGAACAAGAGAAGCCCAAAUGCAUAUUUUUAACGUCUCCAAAUAAUCCAGAUGGAAGUAUGAUUGAUGAUGAAGUUCUCUUAAAGAUACUUAAGCUUCCGAUACUAGUGGUGCUGGAUGAAGCAUACAUUGAGUUUUCAGGAAUUGAAUCAAGGAUGACUUGGGUGAAGAAACAUGAUAAUUUGAUUGUUCUUCGGACAUUUAGCAAAAGAGCUGGUUUAGCUGGACUUCGUGUGGGAUAUGGAGCAUUUCCUUUGAGUAUAAUUGAGUAUAUUUGGAGAGCAAAGCAACCUUAUAAUGUAUCUGUUGCAGCUGAAGUUACUGCAUGUGCGGCAUUGCAAAAUCCUAUCUAUCUCGAGAAUGUUAAAGAUGCUUUGGUGAAAGAAAGAGGUAGGCUUUAUGAUCUUUUGAAGGAAGUUCCAUUUCUUCGACCAUUUCCAAGCUAUUCGAAUUUCAUUCUUUGCGAGGUUUCAUCUGGAAUGGAUGCAAAGAAAUUAAAGGAGGACCUUGCACAAAUGGGUGUGAUGAUUCGUCACUACAACAGUAAAGAGCUUAAAGGAUAUGUUCGUGUAUCUGUUGGGAAGCCUGAACACACUGACGCCUUAAUGAAGUGCCUUACAUGUCUAUCAUAGUUGUUGUGUUCAGGAACUAUUUCUUGGAAUCUCUUAAUUUAAGAACAUAAAUUUGAAUUUAAUAGAUGUUUACACGUUAUCAAGAAAUGUUGUUGCUAAACUUCCCAAUUCCCUUGGCAAAGGGAAGUUGAUGAAUUCUACCCCUUUUUCCCUGAAGUUAAUCAAAAGCUCAAAACUAGAUAUAUGUUUUUUUGGGCAAUGUUUUGAAGCAUUUCUUGAAUCUUGCUCAAUGUG
Gastrolobium bilobum is the source of this 1583-nucleotide messenger RNA. RefSeq names its product histidinol-phosphate aminotransferase, chloroplastic-like. The transcript has 10 exons. The record is from RefSeq and is a predicted model, not a curated record. Gene Ontology annotation, biological process: L-histidine biosynthetic process. The coding region runs from base 81 to 1349 and encodes 422 amino acids. Lineage: Eukaryota; Viridiplantae; Streptophyta; Magnoliopsida; Fabales; Fabaceae. Gene Ontology annotation, molecular function: L-histidinol-phosphate:2-oxoglutarate transaminase activity; pyridoxal phosphate binding.